UAUAUAAAUUCUCAUAUUAAUACACAUUUAUGUGUUUUACAGUGAACGACUGUAAGCGAAGAUGGAAGUUGUUGAGAGAUGCUUUUAACAGAAACAAGAAGCAAAAAAAAUUGCCCAGUGGUUCUGCAGGUGGCAUAAUAAGGGAAUGGAAGUAUGAUAAAGUAAUGUCAUUUCUGUUGCCAUACAUGCAACCUAGAAGUUCCAGACACACUUUACAGAGUGAGCCAGAACCUCUGGACAUGACUGUGGCUGAGGAGGAUGUGGAGCCAGAGUUGUCUGAACUGACAACUUUCAAUCCCCUUCCUGCCAUACAGAGGCCUGCAACACCAUUACUGGCAAGUGGAAGAUCAGCAACCCCCACACCACUGCCAAGCACCUACACCCCACAAAUAACAGCUCACAGAGCUGACACCCCUACCCCCACUAUACAUCCCAGGGUUCAAGCACUGGUGACUGACAGUCAACAACACAAACAGAAACGGAGAAGAACAGUUUCCCCAACUACAACUGAGCAACAGUUAUUGGACAUAAUAACACAACCAACUACUCCUGCACCUCCAAAUGUUCCCAGACAGGAGGAUGAAAUGUAUUAUUUUGCCCUCAGUUUAGUUCCAAAACUGAACCGGCUGCUUCCCAGAAACCGUACCAGGGCAGAUACAGAUAAUGACCUACCUGGCUGACCUGGAGUUAGAAGAUGAUGGUCAGAGACAACAAGCAACAACAACCCACACAGUUUAUCAAAGCAGAGGUCGCCAGCAACCACAAUCGAGUGGAUUUCAGCCUAUUCACCCCACACCCACCUACCAAGAGGAACAAACUCAUCACCCCCAACAUUUCACACCUCCCUCAAUCUCGACCA
Carassius gibelio (silver crucian carp) is the source of this 859-nucleotide messenger RNA. RefSeq lists its product as uncharacterized. Gene Ontology annotation, biological process: regulation of transcription by RNA polymerase II. The coding region runs from base 30 to 680 and encodes 216 amino acids. NCBI's taxonomy places the organism in Eukaryota, Metazoa, Chordata, Actinopteri, Cypriniformes, Cyprinidae. The record is from RefSeq and is a predicted model, not a curated record. Gene Ontology annotation, cellular component: nucleus; transcription regulator complex. The transcript is spliced from 2 exons.